UCACAUGUCCAAGAGGCGCAUCAUGCUGCGUAUAUUUGUUCAAUGUUGUCUGUUGGUGUUUUGUAUUCUACGCCACUCAGAUGCAGGGGAUAGUGUGCAGCUUCAAGAGCUUUCUAAACGUCUGAGUUUUUUGGAAAAUUCAGAAAUCGAGCACAGGAAUGUGAAUACAGAACUAAAGACAACUAUAGACCAGCUGCAGGCAACUGUCGAAAACUGGAAAACCAAAGCCAAUGAGCUGGAAUCACGUCUUCACCAUAAAGAUAAAAGGUUUGUAGCCGCACCUGAGGCACCGGUUGCUUUCCACGCUGUGAUGGAUGCGUCCGUCGACCACCUGGGCCAUAAUCAGAACAUUGUGUUUGAAACUGUUCUUUUGAACCUCGGAAAUGCUUACCACAAUGCUCACGGUGUGUUUCAGGCGCCACAAAGUGGAGUUUACGUAUUUUCGGGCACCAUUAUGAGUUGGAUCGAUCCUAAACCUGAAAUUCAGGCCGAGCUGGUGAAAAACGGUCAGGUUCUAGCGAGAAUUUUCGGCCACGGCGACAGUGGCCGGCACGACCAAGGGGGAGUUACUGUGACAACUCAGUUAGUCACCGGUGAUGAAGUGUGGAUACGCGAAUUGACGCCAAAUGACGACGCAGUCUAUGGGGGAAGAUUUUCUUCUUUCACUGGUUUUCUGUUGUAUGAUAUGUAGAAUUGUGAUUAAAUCUGAAAUCCGUUCUGAAAGUGA
This is a messenger RNA of Mya arenaria, 727 nucleotides long. RefSeq names its product complement C1q tumor necrosis factor-related protein 3-like. Gene Ontology annotation, molecular function: protein binding. The record is from RefSeq and is a predicted model, not a curated record. The transcript has 4 exons. The coding region runs from base 5 to 691 and encodes 228 amino acids. Lineage: Eukaryota; Metazoa; Mollusca; Bivalvia; Myida; Myidae.